This is a messenger RNA of Rhopilema esculentum, 2670 nucleotides long. RefSeq names its product cleavage and polyadenylation specificity factor subunit 2. The record is from RefSeq and is a predicted model, not a curated record. Gene Ontology annotation, molecular function: RNA binding. Gene Ontology annotation, cellular component: mRNA cleavage and polyadenylation specificity factor complex. Gene Ontology annotation, biological process: mRNA 3'-end processing by stem-loop binding and cleavage. NCBI's taxonomy places the organism in Eukaryota, Metazoa, Cnidaria, Scyphozoa, Rhizostomeae, Rhizostomatidae.
ACCGAAACGAGGCUAUCAGUAAUGGCGCCUCGGUGGUGAUUUCAAGAACAUGCUACUACGAUGAAAGAAGAAAGUUAAAAGAAAGUCAAAGGCUGGCGAAUUGACUGAAGAAGGGAAUGUAAUUGCCAAUAAAGUGAAAAUUUUCAAAAAGUCGAUAUAUGGGUUUUAUUCAGACUGACAUCUGUUAGUUGAGGCAAAGGGAAAUAUAAGAACAUGACAUCAAUUAUACGCUUCACCGCUCUGUCUGGUGCUCAAGAUGAAUCUCCACUUUGCUAUUUGCUGCAAGUAGAUGAAUUCAGGUUUUUACUUGAUUGUGGAUGGAAUGAACUUCUAAGUAUGGAUUCUAUUGAGAAUAUAAAAUGGCACAUUGGUCAAAUAGAUGCUGUUUUACUGUCCCAGCCAGACUUGUAUCAUCUAGGUGCUAUCCCAUACGUCUUUGGAAAAUGUGGUCUCAAUUGUCCCAUUUAUGCAACCAUUCCAGUUUAUAAAAUGGGUCAGAUGUUUUUGUAUGAUUUUUUCCAGUCACAUCAGAAUGAAGAAGACUUUGAACUUUUUUCACUUGAUGAUGUCGAUACUGCUUUUGAAAAAAUCAUCCAGUUGAAGUAUUCACAGCAUGUUAGCUUAAAAGGAAGAGGCCAUGGACUCAGUAUCACACCAUAUGCUGCUGGUCACAUGAUUGGAGGAACCAUGUGGAAAAUUAUGAAGGAAGGAGAAGAAGACAUCAUCUAUGCAGUUGACUACAAUCACAAAAAAGAAAUCCAUCUCAAUGGAGCAGUUUUAGAAACCUUAAGUCGACCAUCACUUCUGAUAACAGACUCUUUUACUGCUUUAAACAUACAAGCACGGAGGAAAGAGAGGGACAUUCAGCUAAUGGACAAUAUUCACACAGCUGUGAGAAGAAAUGGAAACGUACUGUUAGCAGUUGAUACAGCUGGGCGGGUACUGGAGCUAGCACAGCUACUUGAUCAGCUUUGGAGAACCCAAGAAUCUGGUCUUUUUGCCUAUUCUCUUUGUCUUCUCAACAAUGUUAGUUAUAACGUAGUGGAAUUCGCAAAAUCUCAGGUUGAAUGGAUGAGUGAUCGUAUGAUGAAAACCUUUGAAGCAGGGCGAAAUAAUCCUUUCCAGUUUAAACAUAUCACACUCUGUCAUAGUCUUGCAGAUGUCAACAAGGUGUCUUCACCAAAGGUCGUUCUAGCAAGCACUGCGGAUCUAAAUUGUGGUUUUGCAAGAAGUCUUUUUAUACAGUGGGCUGACUCUGCAAACAAUAGCAUCAUCUUUACAAGUCUUACUCCUCCAGGAACUUUGGCUAGAAAACUUAUUGACAAUCCCAAUUUAGAAUCUAUCGAAAUCCAGAUAAAAACACGGAUGAAACUUGAAGGAGAGGAAUUAGAAAAAUAUUUAGAAGCUGAGCGAGAGAAAGCUAAAUUAGAAAAAAUACAAGAGAAACUAAAGGCUGAGAGACGUGCCAGCCAAUAUAAGGAGGAGAGUGACAGCGAAAGCGAGGAGGAGGAUACACAAAACAAUAUCAAUAUGGGAAUGAAAUCUAAAUACGAUUUGAUGCUUUCUGAUGACAAGCUAAGAGCAAAAGGAAAUUUUUUCAAGCAAGCUAAGACAUUUCCGAUGUUUCCGUUCAAAGAAGAAAGACUAAAAUGGGAUGAUUAUGGUGAAAUAAUUAAACCAGAAGAUUACUUCUUAAUCCAAGAUUCAACACCAAUGGAAGAGGAUACUGCUGUACAAGAUGAAGAAGAGGAUGAAAAAACAUCAGUUCCGAUUAAAGAUCUUUCAAAGAUUCCAACAAAAUGUGUUAUUACCAAAGAGAAGAUUGAAAUAAGAUGUCAAAUAAAGUAUAUAGAUUUCGAAGGAAGGUCUGAUGGUGAAUCUAUCAAAAGAAUCCUUUCUCUGGUAAAACCAAGACAACUGAUUUUAGUUCAUGGAACUGAAAAAGCGACGGAACAUCUUUUGGAGUACUGUAAGAAAAAUCUAGGCAUGACGUCAGGAACGGUGUUUGCUCCUCGAAUUGGCGAAACGAUAGACGCUACAAGAGAAAGUCAUAUUUAUCAGGUGAAGCUUAAAGACUCCUUGGUUAGUUCGCUUUCAUUUGCUCAGACACGUGAAGCGGAGCUAGCUUGGGUAGAUGGUCGACUGGUAAUAGAACGCUCUAAAAUUGACGCGAGAUCGGAUGAGAAAAUGGAAACGGAUGAUGAUCAUCGCAGGGAUGUUGUUCCAGUGCUGGAGCAACUUCCGUCUGAAGAGGUGCCUGGACACCGAAGCGUAUUCGUAGAUGAGCCAAGGCUGUCAGACUUCAAGCAAGUUUUAACCAAAGCCGGAUUUCAGGCUGAGUUUGCCGGCGGUGUUCUCGUUUGUAAUAACAUUAUUGCAGUCAGGCGGAGUGAGGCUGGAAAAAUAGGACUUUCUGGAGCCCUGUGCGAAGACUACUAUCUUAUAAGGGACUUACUUUACCAACAGUACGCCAUAGUAUGAGAAACAGGCAUGUGUAGAGACUGCAUGUAUUGCCAAAGGGGAAGUUUUUUAACUCUUUCAUUAUUAGUUGUUUAUUUAAACCUGUCUUACAAUAUUUUGUUAAUAACCGUAUUGCAUGUUUUUUUAAAACAUCCACGGACACUGUAUGCUGUGUUUCAAUGCUGUUGAUGCUUUUCUUUAUAAGAUUAU